GGUCGGUCGCUGCUUGGUGUUACAAAUGUGACGGAUAUUUUCGUGUAGUUCCAACUUUCUUCUCACCAACUUAUCAGGGUAAAAGCAAAGUAAUUUUAAACUUCAAAAGGAUAACUUUAAAAACUUAAAAAGUAGCUACUCUUAACAAUACAAACCAAAAUCAUUUAUAGCCCACUUACAGCAAUAUACACCCACACCCAGUGCUGCCCCUAGUGGCUGGGAGUUUGUCAAAAAUUAAUUUGAACAAAAUCUGUUGUAACAUUCACAAAAAUAUACAAUCAGCUGAUUUAUGAGUAAGUUUUUGUAGCUGUUUAAAGAUGCUGAAAAACAAAGAAUUUUACAAAAAUGAUCUUUUUACGGAAAAACAAAGUUUAACAGAUGUAAUAAAGUGUUCGACCACAGGUGGCAGCACUGAGGACAUUUCCCGCUGAGCGAGUAACAAUACCAUCAGCGAAGAAGAACAGUCUCCUACGUUUUUUAUUGCUCUGAUUUUUUUGUUGUUUUUUUGGUGGCGUCGGAGGCGGUUUGGUCGGAGUUAACCCGUCUUUGUUUCAUUCUGGGGUAUCCUACAUAGCUAAAGUGAAUAAAAAGUGGCCAUUCCGCUUCUCCACACUGACUUUUGCUCCUCUCGGUAAGUGAAGGAAACUUUAUAAAUCCUCCGAAGGUGUUUCGGGUGUUUUAAACUCGUCUGUUUCUUGUUUAGCAGGGCUGCGCAACAACUCUUAGGAAUGUUUAGAGGCCAUGAUCUAAAACAGUUGAUCAUCAUCUCUUCGUCUCUUACAGUCUUCAGGAGCAGUCAGGAUCAUGUCUCUGACUAAGACCCAGGUUAAUGGGGUCACUGUGGUCACCCUGACUUCAGACCCCAACAGUUCUUGUCCCCCACUUUGUCAAAUCCUAAAAACCAUCUGCUACAGCCCCUCAUGCUGCUCCCUGUCUCAGCAGCUGAGGAGGGUCCAGGGAUCUUCGCAGUCUCUUCUUGGGGUGAGUUAGGGAGUUCAUCUGUUUCCUUUCAGUUUGUAAAUUCAUACAUUGCAUUAUUUCAAUUUUAACUUCUUAAUUCUGACUUUUGAUGGGCAUAUACUGUAUUUCUAUGUAAAACUCAUGUUUUCACAGUUUGAUUUCCUUGUUGUACAAGAAACACUGAAUCUUUCUGAGCAGAGACCCACCACAACAGAAUUCAUCCAUAUUUUUUAACCCUCUUUUCCGUUUUCCCAAUGUCUUACUUCUCUCUUGAUUGUAUAUUUCAAUGAUAUGCUUUUUAAUAUUAUGAUGACUUGAUGUUAUCUUUAUUUUAAUGCUGUCAGUUGUUUUUUUUAAAUUCUUUAGAGCACUUUGAUUGCUCUCUGUAUUAAAGAGGCUAAAGAUGUCAAUAAUCUGUCUUUCUUAUUUUCUUUAUAUCACAGGCUCUGCAAAUUAUGGUUGGCCUAUUGAACAUAGGUUUUGGAGCAGUCCUCACUAGCAGUGCCCCAUGGUGGCAACGGUUUAACUACCUGUUUCCCUUUUGGCUUGGAGUGAUGGUAAGCAAUAUUUAUUUAUUUAAAGUUAUAAAUCUGACAUUUAUUUUUGUGAUUUUCGUUUAUAUAUUUCCCAAGUGUCUUGCAAAGCUAGAACAAAGGCUGGCCUUGUUUGGCUUGUUUCAAGGUGAUCCAGUUUAUGUCUUUUUUUUAAAUGGGUCUGUCAGGAUGCAGCUGGUUCCCUGUGCGCUCAAAAACCUUUGAACAAUACGGACUAAAAUACAUUUAUUUCAGCUGCUGGUUUGGCUUUGCAGUUAAAGCGUACUUCAAAUAGAGAGGCUGUGGUUCUCGUUACAAUGUUUGCUGGUUUGACUCCUGCCCUCAAACCCUGUGCUGCAUGUCUUAUCCCGCUCUGUUCCCACAUUAGCUUCUCCUCUUCAGCUGUUCAGAAAUUGUACUUUAAAAUCACAUAUUUCACAUCAUGUUGUGUUAAUCUUUUGCACAUGACAAUGAAAACACAGAUGAAGGAUGAAUCCACUCUGGUGCUUGUCUGAUAGUGAAGUGUCCCUCUUGUCACAGGGGACAUUUGGGUAAUUCAUGGGUCCAAACUCCCCAAAGAGACUCAAAAACACACUCGCCAGAUAAAAAUUCUUGCAGUUGACUUCUUAAGUUGACUUUUUUUGGUAGGAAGUAGGGAGGAAUUUUAAAGUCAGGAAGUCUUCGCUUGCAUGGACUCUUGUAAUCAGAACCAGUCCUUUUGUUUUAUAACUUAAUCAAGUCCAGCUGCGGGUUUAAAGGAGCAUUGCAGAGUAUUACUUACUAAGAAAAAGCAGAAUUCUUCCACGAUGACUGGACUUUUAGUUUUAAUGGUGACUAUAAUACAACUGAGAGUUUCUGUGAAUAGAUAAGAUUUUCCUUUAUUCAUCCCUCGGUGAAGAAAUUAAGUCAUUAACAGCAGCGGUACACACAACAUACACAUUCAUAACGGGUACAAAAAAGCAAAUAAAUAAGAAAGAAAUACAGUAAAAAAAAAGAGAGAGAGAGCAGUGCAAUCGAAGAACAGUAUUACAGACAAGUAUGAGAAAAAUAUUAAAGAAAAAAAAAAAAUACGGGGCCAACAAAGAACAGGUAUGGAUGUGAUGAUGAUGUUGAUAUUGCACACAGAAUAAUCCUGCAAAUGGAAUAAUAUUGAUAUUUUUUGUUUCAUAUUUAGUUUGUUUUCUUUGGUGCCAUGUGCAUUUUGUCUGAGAAGCGCCCCAGUCCAUGUGUGGUGAGUGAACCAGCUUUAUAUCAUCCUUGCGUGUUAUCUUUCGUUGAAUUCAACUCUUAUUCUAAUGCCCGUGGUUUCGUAUUAUUGUGCAUCAACUGCUUAUUUUUCAGGUUGUCCUCAAUGUGAUCCUGAGUCUAUCUGGAGUUGGUUUUGCCAUCGCAGCCAUCAUACUCUACAGCAUCAACAUGGGAACCAUUUAUCUGGGAUGGAUGUGUGAAGAGAGUUAUAACUAUGAUGACUACAUUUCGGAUCAUCAGCGGACUCUGUCUCCUGGGGACCAGUUUAUGAAGGAGAAAUGCUUGGAGGCUGAAGACAUGGUUCUGGUAAGUGUGGAAGGAAACCUCCUCUGCCAAUAAUAAUAGACAAGUUUUUAAAUAGAGUAGUGAUAAAACAACGGCUCAGACCGUUUCACAGAUGCUACCUCAAAAAUGACCUUCCUUUGUUAUUACCAUCCCUGACUCUCAUCACAUCCAUUUUGGAAAACCCCCCAAAGUUUUCUAAAAGACAAAUGCUGAAAUCGUGACAAUAAGCUGAUGACUAACAAUGCAGAUUAGCAAUUAGUUUUCAAAGUCACCUUUCAGACAAACACCAGACAUCAACUUGGGACUUUUAUCUGAACAUUUCUGUUUUUUUUAUUCCUGUUCGGACUGAAAAAGUCCAAAGUGUCAUUGGCUCUUCUCCAGGUUGAUCCUUUUGUCAAGAGGAAGAAGAAAGUUCGAUUAAAAAUACAAAAAUAGAAACAAAGUUAUGAGCCCUAAAUCCAAAAAGGGAUAAAGUGUUGGAUAGCCUGAAGGUAACAUGAAUUAUGGAUGUGUGCAUUUGUGUGUGAACCACUAGAUGAUUAUGAUGGGCAUUUACGGUAUGCUGAUCGUCCUGUCAGUCCUGGAGUUCUGCAUCACCAUCAGCUCUGCCGUCUUGGGGAUCAAAGCUCUGAGGAGGAGCAAGGGAGGAGAAAACCAGGUAGAGUCUGCACGAUCAUGAUCACACUGUUGAACCUGUUGUUUAUUUAUGACAGUCUCUUUAUGUGAAGCUUGUCACAUGCUGGCUGUGGUGUUUUAUUCCACAUUUGAUUUGAUUUAUUUGGGAUCCCCAUUAGCCCUGGCCAAGACUAAGCUAUUUUUCCUGGGGUCCUUAAGCCAACUUACAAUAUAUCAAUGUAAAUAUCUCACAUAUAAUACGCUCCAGGGAAAAAUAAAGUAAAAUAAAUUUAAAAAAAAUAAUAAUAAUAACACAUAAAAUAUACACAGACAAAUAAACAAACAAAAUACAUACAAAUACACAAUACAACAAUACAUAAACAACAACAGAUGGCUCCUGAGUCAGCAGUAUGUAUAGUGUUUGACCCUUUUAUGCUAUGUGUGUAUAUAUAUAUAUAUAUAUAUAUAUAUAUAUAUAUAUAUAUAUAUAUAUAUAUAUAUAUACAUACAGUAUAUAUACACGUAUAUAUACAUACACAUACACAUUAAUGCCAUCUAAAUAUUACAUUUUAACUUUCUGUUGUGUUUCUUGACUAUGUUCUAAAAAUAAUUUUACUAUCUUCUUGUGUAAUUGUUUUCUGGUUAUUUGUUCCAUACUUGCAUGGCUCUGUACAUAACCAUCCGCUUUUUUCUGUCUGUUUUUGUUUUGGGUAGUGUAAAUUUUCCUCUAGUCGCAUGUAUGUCACAUAAAUGCACCCUAGUUGAAUUGAUCACUCUUGUACAGUGUAUGAUCUUAUGCCUAUUUGGAAGUGCUGCAGUUCCUCAAGUGUCCACUGGAGGCUGUGUGUAAAUUUAUCAGAAACUACAUACACACACAUUCAAAAAAGCCCAUCUUGAUGACAAAAACAAACAUGUUUGUUGGUAAUGUGUUAUUUUUCUCUUUUAGAGCCCUGAUGAACCAGAACACUACAAACCCCUGCAGGAGGAAGUCGACAGUAACCCUUCAGUCUAAAAGAAAAUCUCUGCUUUGUGCUUUUAUAUGAUCCUCAACAUUCAACCUUUUAUGAUGUCGCACCAAUGAUCUGUUCAGUUUCAGCUGAUACAGUUUCCACUAUAUUUCUCUACAAAUUUGCCUGAAUUGUUUGCACUUAUAUUUUUUAUCUUUUUUUACUUCUAAAGCUGAAAACAUACAGGAUCCGUAUUUGCUCCUUAGAGCAGCAUUGGGUAUUGCAUACAGGAUCAGCGUAUUUGGAGCGUAGCAGCAGUGAAGUGCAGCCCUGGUCAGCUGGGCUCAGUAUAGAGGAAACAACACGCUCACAACAGGCUGUUUUUUCCUUUCGGUGGUCGAUUUCCUGCUAAUUUGGAUACAAUUCAGUGACCGUUGAUCCUCAACCAUAUGUGAAAAAUUAACGUGAUUUACAGUUUUGGUUUUUGCAGGUUUACUCGUGUUUAAUAAAGUAAACUUUGUUCCUUUAUGCCGUGCUGUUCCCUUCAGACAGAGUUAGCAGUUAAAGUCCUGUGGGGGUCCACAUGGAUCAGGGAUUGACCAUCGAAUUGUUCUGUGUUACUGAUAAAUCCAGAACCAGGAAGGAUUUCUCAUCUACAUGAACAGGUCAUAGACUGUAUAUAAAAUGGACGCCGUCUGCCUCCUCACUGAGUGAAGCCACUCCGAGAACAGCACCCUCUGUUGACGGGCUGCAGUAUAGGUCAUAAAUCCCGCCUCCACCAGCAAAGCUUAUGGAGCUGUGGACAAACUUUAGAAGUUUAUUACACAGAAUAUAAAUGUUUCUCCCCUGAUACAGCCUAUGGGCGUUCAGGGAUUGCAUAGCUCACCCGGGGGUAUACGCUGUUUGAGCUGAGUGUCAUCACAGAGACUCUCCAGCUGAAUGCGCACAACGCUACUGCACAGCGCUGGUUUCAGGAAAAGGAAAAUCCUGGAAAUACCGAGAGCUUUUUGGUUUCAAAUCCGAAAACAGGCGGGAGGCGGAACCAAAUUGUCCAUAGUAUAUACAGUCUAUGGAACUGAUACACUGUCGGGAGUUCGCAUAUGGUCUUUUAUUUUGAAAUACCGGAUGAGAUGCGUGGUUUUCAUGCUUGACUUCCUGUGUAGAACGAUCUCUGUGUGGACUGACGCUCAUUGGAAGCGUAGAGCCGCAAAAAUAGAUUCGGCGCGUAUCUUUAGCAGAGCUGCUCUCGAUAUGAUGCUGUGACAGAGCUGAGACACAUCCUGUAUGCUUUGCUGCAUUGAUUAGAAUGGCAACCUAUCUGCUGCGUGAUACGCGACGCUGUUGCCGUGCUCCAAAUACACAUCCUGUAUGUUUUGGCCUUAAGAUAUGCACCUUUUGAUAUGCUGCUUUACUUUUUUAUUUCCUAAUAUUUUUAAACUGUCUGUUUUAUCAUAAUUUUCUAUCCUGCUGUGUGACUUACAGUCAGUAUGUACUGUAUGUGGGUAAAAAGGAGUUCAUGGAUGUGUGUGACACUGAUGGACUUUAUCGAACGAACGUUUACAAAAUAAAGGCAUUAAAAUGAUAAAUCUGUUCCUG
Molecule: messenger RNA, 6184 nt
Organism: Xyrichtys novacula (pearly razorfish)
Lineage: Eukaryota; Metazoa; Chordata; Actinopteri; Labriformes; Labridae
Source: the annotation of a GenBank genome assembly